Wallemia mellicola CBS 633.66 is the source of this 1790-nucleotide messenger RNA. RefSeq lists its product as hypothetical. Gene Ontology annotation, biological process: protein desumoylation. Bases 22 to 1611 code for a protein of 529 amino acids. Gene Ontology annotation, cellular component: cytoplasm; nucleus. The record is from RefSeq and is a predicted model, not a curated record. NCBI's taxonomy places the organism in Eukaryota, Fungi, Basidiomycota, Wallemiomycetes, Wallemiales, Wallemiaceae. Gene Ontology annotation, molecular function: SUMO-specific endopeptidase activity. The transcript has a single exon.
GAUGAUGGAGACGCAGAUGUCAUGCACGAAGAUAGAAACAAAAACAGCCGAUGUUACAUAUUCACGUUAGACAGUCUCAGUGGUACCCACAGACCAGUUAUAAAUAAUCUGUCGAGGUAUCUUCAAAUGGAAGCGCAAGGAAGAAAGGGCUUACCUCUGGAAUCAUUUAGCGUACCUGACGGGAAAAAUCCCAAGGUGCCCAAACAACCUAAUUGGUGUGACUGUGGCGUCUAUGUUAUACACUAUAUAGACGUAUUCUUUAAAGAUACAACAAAAUAUCUCGGUCUAUUGCUAAACUCCCACAAGACCAGGCGGGAGCACAGUGACCCGCAAUGGGAAGACAAGGCUGCUGAGCGAGCUCGUGAACAUCUUGUUAAGAGUUUAGAUGAAGAAGCUGUAAAAUUUGAUGCAGAAGAGAUUCGCAAAGGAAGACGUGAACCCAAGAAGGUGGUAGAACAAAAAGCUGAGAAUACAACGGAAGAGUCUACAGAGAGUAUUUCUACAAAAGGAAAUGUUGGGCAAUCCACAGUUUUAGCUAUACCUGCAGAGAGCAACAAUAAUGGCUCAUCUAACGAAGUUGAGAAGAGACCUACUGCUCAGGGAGAAGACAUCCAUGAGACGUCAUCUAAUGGUAGCAAAAGUGACUCUAUAAGUUCUAAAGUACAAGAAAAGUUGAAUAUCAACAAUCAGGACAUUCAACGUGGUACUAAAAAACACAGCAAUCUGAAUUCGAGUAAUUCCAAGUCAGAUCGUUCGACUAUGAUCGACGAUAAUGCUAAAAUAUUGUCAAAGCAACAUAAUGAGAUGGGAACGCUACCGUCAAAGAGUGCAGUUAUAGAGCCGCAUAUAGGACAAUUCGGUACGGCUAAUCAAGCAAGUCGGACCGAUCAGCCAAUAAGAACUGUCAUGGAAAAGAUCAGACGUGCCCAAAGCCCGCAGGCUAACUCAUCGCAAGAGAUCUCUCCUGAUAAACUACUUUACGAUGCGUAUAAUACGUUUAAUCAGGAAUCUAUUGCAAAUUGGCAACUUAAAGGUUCUUCAAAGUCAGAUGCACCACAGUUGAAGCCUCAACAUCGUCGCGUAUCUUCAAAUCCAAUUAAGCGUGACACAGUGAAGACUUCACCAGUUUCUAAGUUGUCAAAUUCACAGGCAGCUGAAAUGGCUUUAUCAGACAAUUCACCAGACUUAUUAAGAUCACAAAUAAAUUCAAGGCUACCAAAAUAUACAACACGAGAUGAGGAGCCUGUAAACACUAACAGUGGACAUGAGAUCGAUGAAACUGUGAUGAGAGGUCAAACAAACGAGCGCUCUACAAUGUUUAAGCCAUUUGAUACCCCUUAUCGACACAAUCCCCCGCUAGAAGGACAAUUAACGCGCGAGCCGUUUACUCAAAAGCACCUUCGCUGGGAGGGUGAGAAGGAUGAUUCACCGGAGUGUCAAAUCAUAGUGUCACCAGGAGUUAAUAGGACAGCAGAUUACCUGAAACCACAGAGUAGUCCUAUUAUUGAGCAAUUAGACGAAUCGGGUGUAGAAGGACGCAGAAGAUUAGAGCCAAUUAAGCAACAUGGUGUGGAUGUAUCAAAUCCACGGCUAUCACCAGAACUACUCUAAAUGACUAUUACAUCAAAAGAAGCCAGAGAAAAUAAAUGAAUGCCCUCUGGGAGGAGAGAAGCGAAGACUUACAUCAACAGCAUUCUAAGGAGCAGUGAAGAAAGAAGCAAUGCAUUGCGAUAACAGCAGUAUAUUUAUUUAUUUGUAAUUUUUUUAUAUUUUGCAUAUUUACUAUCUCG